GGCGGGCUAUUUCCGGCCGGCGGGUCGGGGUGCCUCUGAUGUCAGCAAGUUGAGAUGAGGAGGUAGAAGAGAGAGAAAAAAUACAGCGUCAGUGAGGCCCAGAGGGGAAGGUACAGCGUAGCUACAUCAGUCAUGGAGCAGGAGUUUGCGGAGAUCGACAAAAACGGAAGCUGGCCGGCGCUUUAUCAGGAUAUCCGACAUCAAGCCAGUGACUUCCCCUGUAAAGUAGCCAAGCUUCCAGAAAAUAGAAAUCGGAACAGAUAUAGAGAUGUCAGUCCGUUUGAUCACAGUCGAAUUAGGCUGCAGCAAGGUGAUAAUGACUAUGUCAAUGCAAGCUUGAUUAAAAUGGAAGAGGCUCAAAGAAGUUACAUUCUGACUCAGGGACCUCUUCCCAAUACAUGUGGCCAUUUCUGGGAAAUGGUUUGGGAGCAAAAGUCUAGGGGAGUGGUCAUGCUCAACAGAUUAAUAGAGAAAGGAUCAGUAAAAUGUGCACAGUACUGGCCAAGUAAGGAAGAAACAGACAUGAUAUUUCCAGACACACAGUUCAAGUUAACAUUGAUUUCUGAAGACGUAAAAUCAUACUACACAGUACGACAGUUGGAGGUUGAAAACCUUGCAACCAAAGAAACCAGGGAAAUUUUGCACUUUCAUUAUACCACAUGGCCUGAUUUUGGAGUUCCAGAAUCUCCUGCUUCAUUCCUUAACUUCCUUUUCAAAGUGAGGGAAUCUGGCUCACUGAAUCCAGAUCACGGACCUAUUGUGGUCCAUUGCAGUGCAGGGAUAGGAAGAUCUGGCACUUUCUCACUGGUCGACACAUGUCUUCUGCUGAUGGAUAAACGGAAAGAACCUUUAUCUGUGGAUGUUAAACAAGUUUUAUUAGAAAUGAGAAAAUAUCGUAUGGGUCUUAUUCAAACUGCCGAUCAAAUGCGUUUCUCCUACAUGGCUAUUAUUGAAGGGGCAAAAUUCAUCAUGGGAGACCCUUCUGUACAAGAACAAUGGAAGGAGCUUUCCAAUGAAGACCUUGCGCCACCAGAGCAUAGUCCUCCACCUCCAAGGCCUCCAAAACGUGCAACAGAAACGGCCAAUGGAAAAACACCAGAUCAGAGGAUAUGUUUUCCAGUCCCAGAUGAAAGAACAUGUGAACAAACGAUGGAAGAUAUCCCCGAUGGCAAAAUAAACCAACUUAUAAAGUCGCAAGCAGAAAGUUCAGAACCAGAACUUCGUAAGAGGCACACUGGAGAGAAUGCAUCUAUGCCCAUACAGACAAAUGAACAGGAUAAUCUACAAAAAAGUGAAAAGGAUGAGGAAGUGGUGAAGGAAGAACAUUCAUCAUUACAUUGGAAACCUUUUAUGGUUAACGUAUGUGUACUUGCUGCUCUUACAGCCGGGGCUUACUUCAGCUAUAGGGCAUACUUCCAUUGACAACUACUCUAGAGGAUAAUGUAUUAUACAGUAAAGCUUGUUUCAAAAUGCUGAAGUGUCCAUGUCUUAAGAAGCAAACAAUUUAUAAGACUGGAGCUUAUGAGGAUAAGAUUGAUGAUGCACUAGGGUUUGUUAUAAUCCCUUGGUCCCAGGAGAAAAACAUUCAAAUCUCAGGGCCUUGAAUAUUCAGGAGAAAGCAGUAGAAAUGCCAAAUAAAAUGGGUUAGGGUGUUUGCGUGUGUGUUUUUAUGUGUGUCUGUGUAGGGCCAGCUGGGUGGUGGUGUACUUUGGGUUCUUUUGAUGUUCACUUUAGAGGUGUAUUCAGAAGGCAUUCUUUAGCCCAGUAUACUUAUUUCAUAAUUGCAAUGUUAAUGGUAAUUGUCAUUGGUUCAAUUGGGGGAAAAAUGUCCAAUAUUAUAUUCUUGGAAAAUACAAUGUAGCAUUUGUGUUAAACUUCUGCAUUCUUUACAGAUACACUGCAAUUGUUAAAAAAUAUAUUUUUUAUACCAUGUUUGGAUUUGCCUGCUACGAAAUUGCGUUAAUCUCAGCAAAAUUGUGACAUUACUUUGUUACUUCUGUCAAAACAGUUCUGCUAAGAGGCUUCCACCACUGCUCAGGGUACUCUAGCAAAAUGGUCCUUAUCAACUGUGUCUAUUAACCAUUUUCUAUUAAACUUGCAAUAUUGCUUGCUCAAAGCAUUUGAAAGCAAAUUAAAUUAAUCGGCUUCUAGUCUUAUUCAGCUACCAGAAAAUAGGGAGGUGUAAUACAACAAAAUGCAAAACAUUUCCACCAGCAUUUUUUACAGCAGUGCCACACAAAACUUAGACCAUUAAGUCUGCAACACAAGCAUUUUUCACUCCAUAUUUAUUUGUAACAGGUAUAGCUACAUUUCACUUUUUUUUUAAAACCAGUGUAUUGAAAAUAUAGCAUUUUUAAUCAGAGCUUUGUAUCAAGGGCUCAUAGAAAAGUAAAAUGAUAUACCUCAUAGUAGUACUGGAAGCUGAGCUCCACCUGCCCUGUAAAAUACAGGGUGCCAGUACUUUAUCUGAGGAAAAACUGUAAGUAGUCAAUAUAUAGUUCUGUUGUCUUGAGAAAAUAUAAAAAAAUUAACCAUUUUUGGAUCAUGUAUAUCAAAAUAUGGGGAAACAUAAUAUAUUAUAAUAGAAAAUUAAGAGUGUGUAAGCUAUAGAAUUGCUUUGUUGAAUGAUUGUCAAUGGUCUGGAUGUCCAUUGUUUGUGGCAGUUGGACAUUGAACACCAUUCUGGUUGAAUGCAUGUAGAUUCCAGUACCAUCAUUAAAGUAAAUAUGAAAUCGCUUGGAAGGUGAAAGAUGUGCAUCUUAAUUACUACUGUGAACAUGUGCAGCAUAUGCUGAAUAUUAAUUGCAUGGUUUUUCUGGUUGGUAAUGAUGCCAGUGGUUAUGAGACAGACACUGAAAAGUUAAUUUUGUGUUUGAUUCCCAUGGUGGAUGUUUGUAUAAAAGCUAGAGUAUUUGUAUUUGAAUCCACCAUGACAUGCGUAUUAGUGUAAUUGAGAUGUUUGUCACAUUUCAAAUAUAUAAUGUGUAGUUCAGGCAUUCCUAAAUUGACCAAUGGGCAUGUUCACAUCUCACUUUUUGACUUGAGCAGACCAUAUUGCUACAAGCCUUGAAACCUAGUACACUAGAGGGAACCUUGGAGGUAAAUUUCUUAAUGCAGUGAUAUCAGAAAUAAAACCCUUAAAUCUGAUUUCUUCUGUUGUUUACAUUCCCAAGCUUUUGCCUGAGGCAUUGUGGUAAUAUUUCAGUUGGCUUUAUUUCAAUCUGAAUCCCUCAGUGCUGAAAUAUUACCACUCAGGGUACAAGAAGUGAGCAGUGAAUUAACCCUGUAUUGCAGAAUUUUAAACUUAAAUACCCGUGUAUAAUGUUUUGUGUAUGUACAGUAACAUUCAAAAACAGAUGAUUUGGUAUUCCUUUGAAAUGACACACUGCUAAAUGGUCGCUUUAAUGUAAACAAACUAUUAAGCUGCUCUGCUAUAUGCCUUAAUUAAAAUUCUCCUUGGCUCUUGUUAAAGACGGUCAUACCAAUAAAAUAAUUGAACAGAUAAGUAGAUUGUGGUAUUACCACCUUGCACAUUCUGGGAUUAUUAACAUUGAGGACCAUUAAUAAAGUGCAAGUUUUCUACAAAACAAAACCUGGUGAAUAUCAAUUGUUCUGAAAUGUUUUGGCUAUGUUGUAUUUACAUUUGGAAUUUAAGUAUAGUGCACAAUGUAGCUUUUAGACCCAUUUGGUAUCAGAAUAUAAUAUAGUAUAUAGAGUAUCUUGUGUUAAUUUAAUAUAUACAGUAUAUACUAUAUAGUAUACAAAUUCCCAAAUUUGUUGCUCCUUAUACUGCUGUGCUUCUAGUUCAAAAAGAGGAGGAUUCAAAGAUGGGCUUUAUAGUCAGAGUAGUUCCUGACCACUUUUCUAUUGGUACUAAAAUCUGAAAUAAUGGGAACUGAUCAGAAAAAUGGGUGUGAAAUUUAUGUUGCCUUUAGUUUGGUGAUAUGUUUUUUUAAACCCAAAAUUCAGUGGGGGCCACCACUUCUGUGAGGUAAAUAUUGUGGAUGCUAUAUUAUAAAACAUGCAUCAGCAUUCCUUUGUCAGUGUGAUAGGUACCUCAGUCUAAUUAAUGUGAUAAUCUAAUCUUAAGUUUCAUGUGAUUUUCAGAUGAAUGGAAAUAAUUUUACCACUUUUUAUUGUAUUCCACACUUUUUAUUUUAUUUUUGCCAGUUUAGUCUUUAGAAGAUUGAUUUCAAUUUGCCUUUCCUGUGAAGUGAUAUCAAUCUAAUCAAAUAGUAUUUUUGCAACAAAUAUUUUUAGUGUGGAAUGUAAUUUUUAGUUGCUUGCUGCACAUCCACAUAGUUUACAGUGGAAAAUUAGUGUGCUCAAAGUAGAGGUGACUUGUAUGCCUUAAGGCUUGGAAAGCAUAUGUGGCUAUAUUUCUGAUACGUCUGAUAAAUGUAACUAAUUCAAGUUAACAGUAACAACAAUAUUGGAUAGCUUUCAUUUAUGAGUGUUGCCUAUGGUGGUGUUUAUUCAUAAUAUAUAAUUAAAUUUUAUUUUCUAUUUUUUUAAUGGCUUUGGUAAGGAAAAUCUGUUCAGUAUUUUAUUUGUAUGGCCUUAAAGAUAAAACAGUUCUCAUGACCAAUGGUAUUAAGAACUCUUUUGGUAGGAGCAGAUGGUUGCAAAUACUUUUUUUCCUCUUGUUGUCUUCCCAGAAAUGUGAUUUUUUUUUUAAUGGUUAGCAACAAAUUCUAUAGGAUCACGCUAGUUUCCAUAAAUUUCAGGGAUGUGUCUGACUUGACUGGAAUUAUUUUUUGUUUUUAUUGAAUACUUUUGGACCAAAUAUGUACAAAAUUUUAUUUAGAAUGCCAACUCAUUUUUGAUGUGUGAAUCUGGAACACAGUUUGUUUUUAUAAAAUUUCCAUUGAAUUCUAGGUUUUAAUUUAAAAUUACAAAUUUAAUUGCUUGCACUAAGUGUUUAUCAACAGCCUAAUUUCAAACAAUUCAGUAGGACAAAAGUUUGAUCAUUGAAUGUUUCCUCCUAAGUGCACUGUUCAAACACCAUACAAUCCAAAGUGGUUUACUCCAAGGAUUAUGAAAUGCAAACUGUGCACCAUUUUUAGUUUGUAACUUAAUGCACUUGGGAGUUAAAUGUUGCACUUUUCUGUACCUGAAAUCUUUUAAAAAAAAACGUUGAGAUAUGCUGAUUUUUUUUUACUUGAGCUGGUGUUCCUACUUGUUCUUACAUGUUUUUAAUAUGUUCCUACUUGACUGUUUUCACAUUUUUUUUUUUAGCUUUCUUGUCACAAAUAGUAAACUGCUUUGUGUAUUUUACUUUUUGUAUAGUAUCUUGUAGACUAAGAAUAACUGUGUUGCUAUUUUCUAGGCAGCAUUAGCUGUUCUUGCAUGUAUUAUGAUUUUCUACGGUUUUAUAUUGUUAAACCAUUUAACUAAGAAGCAGGGUCUGGGGCUUUCCAGCACUCGGACUUUUGCAGAACUAUUUUCAAUUUUACAAGCUGGCUUACAAGUGCACGACAAAUCAGAAUUUCAAAAUAAAACCAAUUUGAAAGUAAA
Molecule: messenger RNA, 5517 nt
Organism: Hypanus sabinus (Atlantic stingray)
Lineage: Eukaryota; Metazoa; Chordata; Chondrichthyes; Myliobatiformes; Dasyatidae
Product: tyrosine-protein phosphatase non-receptor type 1-like
Exons: 9
Coding region: 133-1422 (429 amino acids)
Biological process (GO): protein dephosphorylation
Molecular function (GO): protein tyrosine phosphatase activity
Source: RefSeq, a predicted model, not a curated record